UUAUUUCUUUCAGAUGCAGAGACGUGGUUUAAUAUGAAGGAGAUGAGUGCAAAUCUGAAAAUGAUCUCAUGGAAAGACCUUUUUCAAUAUAGUGAAUACAGGGCUGUUGUUGCUAAGCACAAAAGAAGCCACAUUGGAGAGGAACACUGUGAAUGGAAUACACACAAAAAAGCUUUAAGAAAGAGUUCCAGUGUUGCUAAAGAUAAGAAUAUACUUCCUGAAGAGAAAACACCUGAGUGUCAUGAAUGUGAUAAAGCUUUUCUUGUACUCUCUUCCCUUGCCAAGCAUCAGAGGAUCCAUGCAGGAGAGAAACGUUAUGAAUGUAAGAAACAUGGAAAGGCUUUGAGAGAGCAAUCUACUCCUGCUAAACCUGAGAAAAUUCACACAGAAAAACAAUCUUACAUAUGUAAUCAAUGUGGAAAGAGUUUCAGAUGCAACUCUAAACUUGCUCUACAUCAGAGAAUCCACACUGGAGAGAAGCCUUAUGAAUGUAAUGAAUGUGGAAAGACUUUCAUAGAUCGCUCCCAUCUUACUAAACAUCAAAGAAUCCACACUGGAGAGAAGCCUUAUGAAUGUAAUGACUGUGGAAAGGCUUUCUUCAUGCGUUCCCAUCUUGUUGUCCAUCAGAGAAUCCACACAGGAGAGAAGCCUUAUGAAUGUAACGAAUGCGGAAAGGUUUUCAUAGAUCGUUCCAGUCUUGCUAAACAUCAGAGAAUCCACACUGGAGAGAAGCCUUAUGAAUGUAAUGAAUGUGGAAAGACUUUCAUAACAUGCUCCUCCCUUGAUGUACAUCAGAGAAUCCACACUGGAGAGAAGCCUUAUGAAUGCAAUGACUGUGGGAAGGCUUUUACACAACGCUCCCAUGUUGCUAUCCAUCAGAGAAUCCACACAGGAGAGAAGCCUUAUAAAUGUAAUAAAUGUGGAAAGGCUUUCAUAUAUCGCUCUCGUCUUGCUGUCCAUCAGAGAAUCCACACUGGAGAGAAGCCUUAUGAAUGUAAAGAAUGCGGAAAGACUUUCACACGGAGUGACAGUCUUCGUGAACAUCAGAGAAUCCACACUGGAGAGAAGCCUUAUAAAUGUAAUGACUGUGGAAAAGCUUUCACACUGCGCAACAGUCUUGGUAAACAUCAGAAAAUCCAUAUUGAACAACAUCCUCCUGAAUGUGGAAACCUUCAACAAAGUUCAAACCUUGCUUAACAGAGAGAGCACAUUAGAGAAAAACUUUUGAGUGUCUGGAUCAUGGUAAAGUUUUUAAUAUAUAUUAGUCCCUGACUAAACAUAGGAGAUCCCAUACUAGAUGUGAAACCUCAUUCAUAUAAUCCAUAU
Antechinus flavipes (yellow-footed antechinus) is the source of this 1326-nucleotide messenger RNA. Its product is annotated as zinc finger protein 239-like. NCBI's taxonomy places the organism in Eukaryota, Metazoa, Chordata, Mammalia, Dasyuromorphia, Dasyuridae. The transcript has a single exon. Bases 34 to 1197 code for a protein of 387 amino acids. The record is from RefSeq and is a predicted model, not a curated record.